Molecule: messenger RNA, 3143 nt
Organism: Achroia grisella
Lineage: Eukaryota; Metazoa; Arthropoda; Insecta; Lepidoptera; Pyralidae
Product: LIM domain transcription factor LMO4
Exons: 5
Coding region: 376-963 (195 amino acids)
Source: RefSeq, a predicted model, not a curated record
CGCCGAAUGGGGAAGUGUCGCCGAUCCCCGUAUUAUUACUACUUUUUUCGAAGUUCUCUGUUCAGGUUUUGUUUUAAAGUUUCACAAGGAAGUUUUAUGUGUCCAGUCUUUUAUCCUGUCGAACUUAAAGGUUAAGAGACUGAAGUCGACGGUGUAGUUCAUUCAGUUUAUACGUUGAUUGUGUUUUUUUGUUAUUGUUGAGUUUUUUUGUUUGGUGCAUCGUGCCGGUCCGGAGACCGACGGUUCCGACGAGGCACCAAGCCUGGACGCGGGGCGAUAAACACCAAAGGACAGAGCCUUUAGGGCGUGUAGUUGUGGUGGUCGGUGCGAGCGGUUCCCGCUCCAACCGUCAAGCUGGCAGCGAGCGCGUUGAGCAUGAACCCGCAUUACCACGGGUACGCGGAGCUGAGCUCACCACACCCGCCCUCUCCGGAGGCGGCAUUUGCCGCCAACGGGCACGACUACCCCCACAACAACAACAACCCGGCACUCAAAGAAUGCGCGGGCUGCGGCGGCAAGAUCGUCGAGAGGUUCCUUCUACACGCACUAGACAGAUAUUGGCAUCACGGAUGCUUAAAAUGUGCAUGUUGCGGACAAGCACUUGCAGAUAUGGGGCGCUCUUUUUAUUUCAAAAGCGGGAUGAUACUAUGCAAAAACGACUAUACGAGAAUGUUCGGCACAGGCGGCGCGUGCGCAGCGUGUGGGCAAGCGAUACCUGCGAGCGAGUUCGUAAUGCGAACCAAUGCACCACAGCAACCACUAAACGUCUUCCACAUAAAGUGUUUCGCCUGCUCCAAAUGUGGAUCGAACCUUAUGCCGGGCGAUAGGUAUUAUAUGCUCACGGGGUCACUAGUAUGUGAACAGGACUGGCAGAAGCUAAUGAAGAGUGCAAAUGCGUCAACGGGCCCUGUGGCGCCAGUACGCAAGGGCAAAGUAGGACGUCCGCGCCGUUCACGAGAAUGAGCGCCGGCAACCUCUGCGCCUGCGCAACCACACUCUCACAGAGACUACGAGGAGAUGAUGGCGUGCUCGUACCUCAGUGCGACAGGAAUGAAACCUGAACCUUCGAGUGCUGCUUGCUGGACCCCUCCAACGAUGGCUGGCUGCUCGUCUUCUCCGCUUGACGGGCCUUCAAUGUCGCAGUACUAUAUGCGAACUCAAAUGGGUGUUCAGAGCUUUCACCAGCCAUGUGCAAGUGGGUUAUCGCACGAACCAGCGCUGGACCUAUCGACCGCCACAUCUCUGAAGCCUCGACAUCCGUCUCCCGGUAGUGACGCAGAGGCAGAGUGAAGUGUUGCGCCCCAGACUGUUGAACUAAGCUGUAGCAAAAUUAUUACUACUAAUUCAUAAUAAAAAUAGGUCAGUAAUAAUUUUUCUGGAGUCGUUGAACUGUUAAGUUAUAUACUUUAGUACCUACUACAUAUUUAAUUUCGGUUGUGAAAAUGGCAAUUUAUGUAAAAAACUUUACUCGCUAUAUCCAAUUAACUGAUACUUAAAAGGUUGGACUGUAAAAAUGUUGUUGAUAUAACAAAAGUGAUAAUAAGAUGUAGAUACGUGUGGGAAAGUGACGAAGGCAUAUCGAAAACAAAAUGAGAUUAUAGUAGCAACGCUACGUAAUUGUGAAAUGAGUUGCCAGAAAACUUCUAUAAAAUCAACAUAUUUUCGUGUUACUGAAUAUUAGCAUCUUGCCUAUUUAAUAAAUUUAAAAUGGUGGGACUAUUUGUUACACAUAAAUUCAUAAUUAUGGGCAGCGUAUGCAUGCAGAGAUGUAUCUUUUGGGAUAUUUUCAACAAUAAUAAAUUGUUAUUCAGUUUUACCUCAAAAACAAUGCCUGUUCAUAAUAUAUUCUACGUGCAAAUGUUGCCUGAAUUCUUAAUUUAUGAUGUUAUUAGAAUAUAAUUUAUUUUUCCUUUCUUAAGGCAAGUUCUGAGCACAAGCAUUCGAUUUAACAUUUUAGAUUCGAUAUAGGGUACAUAUCUAGUUAAUAUAACCUCACUCUUUGUGAUAUCAACCCAAGGGAUGGUGCUCAUAAUCUAUUUCUCUGCGAUAACCAUGUCCGGUACUUCACAAACAAGUACUCUAUAUAUAACUUACUGAUUAAACAAGAACAAAUGCUAGUGACUCUUGUCCGAUUCUCUAAUAUAUGUUAAUAAUUAAUUAAUAAAAUAAUUUAUUUGUUGCGCUGGACCUCAACUGUCAAAAUAUAUUUUACACUUUUUUGUUGUAUCUUCAACACAGAAUACGCCUUCGAAUUCUAUUAAUUAUAAGAACAAUGCAGAUACCAAUUUUACAUAUCUGUAUAUUUACAUGCGGAUAUAGAUAUAUUGCUUCUUGCCAGUGAGUGUACCAUUAUAUAAAUAAUUAAUUAAAAACCUUGUUUAAAACAUCAGCUGUGUUUCUUGCGCACUCAUCUCUGUGAUUUGCAAUAUUGCUAUGUAAAUAUUUUUCUCGAAUAAAUUUGUUAUUUCGUGUAUAAAAAACGAGCUGUUAUUAGUUUUAAUAGCCCGUUAUUAUUAUUCGUUUUAAAUGUACAUAUUAGUGUAAACAUUUAGAUCUAAGUAGACACAUCUUGUACCUAAAAUUUGGAUGCAAAACUUCGUAGCAAUAAUUUUGAUGCCAACUUCCCAUAAAAAAUAACAAGUACUUAACUCAAUGGUCUCUGUACAUAUUGAACUAUACUUUACCAUCUUUUAAAAUUGUUAAAAUCAAUUUAAAAAUGUAUACAAUAAUAUAAGUAAUCUCAAACGCUAACAUUCCUUUUUGUAUAUAAAUUCUAUUUACAUUAUAUAAAUCGUAAAGUAUUAAAUACAUAUAUUCCGUUACUAUACCUCCUGAGAUAUAAAUUAUUUGUUUAUUGAUUGUCGAUGUGUUACAAACAUGCUCUUACAUGAUAAUUAAAUAAUAAAUGAAUACAGAGAUAUUUCACUAUGAAGUUGAUCGUUCUAAACCGCCUAAACCCGUUGUAAGGGAGCCUGAUUCAUUUCUUGUUUAUUUUUCAUAAUCAUAAACUAACCAUUAAAUAAAUAUGUUCACCAGAUAAUAUAUUACAAACUACAUUUAUUUUCAUUUUAAAUUAAAUUACGCAUUUAGAAUAUAUUUAAGUUAACCAAAAAAUUAUACAAAAGAUCUACCUCAGAAGAAAG